GUAGCCGAUCGGCCAGGGCUGUGCCUCCCUGGGAUGCCCGGCAUGCAGUGACCAGACGGGAGAUGCCAUCAGGCCGGGUCUUGGUGCUAGUCACCUGCUUGUGGCUCCUACUGGUCCCGGUCCAGUGCUGUGGACCUGGCCGGGGUCCAGUGGGUCGGCGCCGGUACAUGCGCAAGCUGGUGCCCCUUCGCUAUAAACAGUUCGUGCCCAACGUGCCGGAAAAGACCCUGGGUGCCAGCGGCAAGACCGAGGGCAAAAUCCGCCGGGACUCGGAACGGUUCCGGGAGCUGGUGCUGAACUACAACCCCGACAUCAUCUUCAAGGAUGAGGAGAACACCAUGGCAGACCGGGUCAUGACCGAGCGCUGCAAGGAUAGGGUGAAUGCCUUGGCUAUCUCUGUCAUGAAUAUGUGGCCAGGAGUGCGGCUGCGGGUCACAGAAGGCUGGGACGAGGAUGGACACCAUGCCCAUGACUCCCUGCACUAUGAAGGACGUGCACUUGACAUCACAACUUCAGACCGAGACAAAAACAAAUACGGCAUGUUGGCUCGUCUAGCAGUUGAAGCUGGCUUUGACUGGGUGUACUAUGAAUCCAAAGCGCACAUCCAUGUCUCAGUGAAAGCAGGUACCCUUUCUGGAGAUAACUCCUUAGCUGUCCGUUCUGGUGGCUGCUUUCCAGGAACUGCCAUGGUCAACCUUGUUAGCGGUCAACGUAAGCUUCUCUCGGAAUUGCAGCUUGGUGACAAAAUCCUUACCACAGAUGAAAGAGGACAUUUGACAUCAACAGAGGUUUUACUGUUUUUGCACAAAGAUCUUGAUAUGCCAGCCAGCUAUAUAGUUAUUGAGGCUGAAGGACAUCCAUAUAGCCUUUGGCUUUCUCCAAACCAUCUGAUCUUUGCCACUAGAGACCCAAUGGCAGGGUUUUUGCCAGUUUAUGCACACCGUGUCCAAGUCGGGGACUUUGUUCAAAUAUUUGUUAAUGGCACUCAACUUCUACCAUCUAAAGUUGUAAAUUUGUCCAUACAAGAAGAGACAGGGGUUUAUGCUCCACUGACUUCCCAUGGAACCCUUCUUGUAGAUGGCAUAUUGACAUCUUGCUAUGCAAAUAUUGAAUGGCAUGAAAUGGCACAUAGGUCAUUUGCACCCAUGAGACUACUUUACAACAUGUUCUCCAUUCUUCCAGAAUUUUUAGGGAAUGAUGGGAUUCACUGGUACUGCCACUUCCUCUAUGUUCUGGCCAAAAACGUUCUUGGGUGGAAAAUGCCUUGAUAUGUUAUACAAAAGAAUGGAUUUAACUGCAAAUGCUGCUGUAAUGGGUUCCGAUAGAUCUCCAGUUUCCUUUUUUGCCUAUCUACUGAAUACAGUUAAGCAAAUUACAGCUCGCUAAGAUACAUGGUCCUGAAGGGACUUGAUUCCCAAAGUGUGACUAUUGUAAAAGCUGGUGGCUACUGUCAAUUGUGAUCAGAUGGACUAGCAAUGUGUUAAAUUAUUCAUGCAGUUUAGAAGGUAAUUGCUAAAAUUGUAUUAAAAAUUGCUAUUUUGUAGGAAAGUCUUAUUUUGCAGGAAGAUAUUCUGAUAUAGAGAGGAUGGAAAGUACAUGUUUGGUCAUUUGAAGGGGAGCCUUUUGUGGCUUUCAGUUAUAUCCAGUCAUGACAGCCUCUCAUAUUACUUGCUCACAUCACAAAC
Nanorana parkeri is the source of this 1685-nucleotide messenger RNA. RefSeq names its product desert hedgehog (gene DHH). The transcript has 3 exons. Gene Ontology annotation, biological process: regulation of gene expression; cell fate specification; smoothened signaling pathway. The record is from RefSeq and is a predicted model, not a curated record. NCBI's taxonomy places the organism in Eukaryota, Metazoa, Chordata, Amphibia, Anura, Dicroglossidae. The coding region runs from base 63 to 1268 and encodes 401 amino acids. Gene Ontology annotation, molecular function: calcium ion binding; patched binding.